Molecule: messenger RNA, 1353 nt
Organism: Effrenium voratum
Lineage: Eukaryota; Dinophyceae; Suessiales; Symbiodiniaceae
Source: the annotation of a GenBank genome assembly
AUGACGGAGAUCUUCGAGGAGCAGCAAGAGAAGGGCAACACUUCGCUUCUUCAGCUGCGGCCGACAGGCGCUCCCCAGCGCGAGACAGAAGACCAGGUGAUGGCUGCUAUGAAGGAGGCAGUGGAGUCCCUGCAGGCGCGGAGGACCAACGGCUCGGUGGUGGAUGCCGAGGCAGCGGUGGACACGGUGCUGGAUGCUUUGCAGGACGGCGUUGGGGCGCAGGACCCCACCUUCAACACCAACGGCACCGCCCAGGUGGUGGAGGAUCCGGUGCUGGCGGCGUUGGAGGACGGCGUGGGGGCCAUGGAGCCCAACUCCGCGGGCCGAUCCCAGGCGAAGCCAUCCAACAGCAGCCAAGCUCCGGCCGAGGCAGCCGUGCCGGAAACAAAGAGUAUCGCGCAGCAAGUGGCAGCAGGCAGGGUGCCAGAGCGCGGCUUCUGGUCGACCCGCUCGGGCGCGCUGGCCGCGGCCGUCGGCUUUGUGGCGGCCACUUGGCUGGGAGUCAUUUGUUUGGCCGCCGGCUUUUGGAUGGCUAUCUUCUCCGGCUGGCGAAGCGACGGGAAGGGCAACCUCCGCGCCACCGUGGAGGCGCUGCGGCGCUGCGGCGCAGCGGACCUGGAGCGGAUCAUGCCCCCCUCGGCAGGCUAUGACUGCGCCUUCUCCAAACCUGUCAGUUCGCGGCAGCUCCUGCGUCUGGAAGUGCGUGUGGAGGGCCCGCUGGGUGCCGCGCUGAAGGCGCCGCUCACCGGCCGCAGCUGUGUGCUGCACUCGGCGGCAGUGUCCAAGCAGCUCCACGACGGCAUGCCGCCGGUGCCGAUGGCCUUCUCAGCGUCGAAUGUGGACUUCGUGGUGUCCUUGCUCGACAACAAGAACACUCGCAUCCACGUGAAGGGCAGCGACGUGUCACUCUUCGACACCAUGGGGAAGUGUGUGGAGCGUACCACCUUCGAUGCUGCGCCGGACAGCUGGCAGGACUUUGUGCUCACGCACCGCUCCGCCGCACCGCAAGGCGCCGAGUGGGGCAGCUCCUCCUUCCGCGCGGACGAGGCCACGCUGGAGUUCCAGGAGGCGGCGCUGCCGGUGGGCGCCGCCGUGACGGUGGUGGGCGAGUUGCACCGCGGGGCAGAUGGAAAGCUGUCCCUGAGGCCCUGGCAAGGCGAGGAGAAGAAGCUUCGAGAGCCAUGGCGCACCUCCUGGGAGAGGGGCUGCGAGGACAAGCUCAGCCGGCGUGCCCCGGACGCGCUGAAACAGAAGGUCUUCAUCAGCGAUGACGAGAAGCUGCUGCAGCGGGAGCCAGAGGUCGACGGCAAGCUGCGGGAAUGCGCCAGCGGCUUCGGCGGCCUCCUGGGCUGA